Messenger RNA from Torulaspora globosa, 2019 nucleotides. It is a transcript of the gene DDR48, whose product is annotated as DNA damage-responsive protein 48. Bases 1 to 2019 code for a protein of 672 amino acids. NCBI's taxonomy places the organism in Eukaryota, Fungi, Ascomycota, Saccharomycetes, Saccharomycetales, Saccharomycetaceae. The record is from RefSeq and is a predicted model, not a curated record. The transcript has a single exon.
AUGGGUUUGUUUGAUAAAGUCAAGCAAUUCGCUGGUGACAACAAUGGUAAUGGUGAUGGCGGUGAGAACAAUCAAGGGAACAGCGAUUUGGUUGACCGGGUUGAACGCUUUGCUGGUAAGGAAAGGGUAGACCAAUUCAAGAGUAGCAUUGGUAGUGAGAACUUUAACAAGCUGGAAGAGACGGUCCGUGGCCACUUCAGCAAGGCCUCCAUCAACGAUGGUGGCUAUAAUUCAUCCAACCAAAACAGUUCGUACGGUGAGAAUAAUACCUACGGCUCAUCCAAGAAGAACUCUCACGGUGAAGAUGCCUACGGAUCUUCUAACAAGAAGAACUCCUACGGAGAAGGCACAUACGAUUCUAGUGACAACUACGGUUCCUCCAAUAAGAACUCAUAUGGCAACGACAACGAGGGCUACGGUUCAUCCAAGAACAAUUCCUAUGGCUCUAGCGACAAUUUCGGUUCCUCCAACAAGAAGAGCUCAUAUGGCGGUGAUGACAAUUACGGUCCAUCUAAGAACAACUCCUACGGUGAUGGUAAUUACGGUUCCUCCAACAAGAAGAGUUCGUAUGGCAACGAGAAGGACAAAUACGGUUCUAGUGAGAACUACGGUUCCUCGAAGAAGAAUUCAUUUGGUAACGAUAACGAGAAUUAUGGUUCAUCCAAAAAAAACUCCUACGGCGACGAGUCUUAUGGCUUUUCCAAAAAGCAGAACUCUUACGGUGACGAUACACACAGCUCCAGCGAGAACUACGGUUCCUCCAACAAGAAGAAUUCAUAUGGUAACGACAACGAUGACUACAGUCCAUCUAAGAACAACUCCUACGGUGAUAAUAACUACGGCUCCUCCAACAAGAAGAGUUCAUAUGCUGAUAAGGACAAUUACGGUUCAUCUAAGAACAACUCUUAUCGUGACGAUUCCCGCGGCUCUUCUAAAAAGAACAACUCUUAUGGUGAUGAUACAUACCGUUCUAGUGACAACUACGGUUCUUCCAACAACCAGGGUUCAUAUGGCAAAGACACCUACGGUUCAGCUAAGAAAAAGUCCGACGGUGAAGACCCCCACGGUUCUUCUAAAAAGAACUCCUACGGCUGUGACAACUACGGUUCUUCCAACAACCAGAGUCCAUAUGGCACAGAUAAUGACACCUAUGGUUCAGCUAAGAAAAACUUCCACGGUGGAGACUCCCACGGUUCUUCUAAAAAGAACUCCUACGGUAAUGACACAUACGGUUCUACGGACAACUAUGGCUCUUCCAACAAGAAGAGCUCCUAUGGGGGGGAGGAUGACAGAUAUGGUUCCUCUAACAUGGAGAGCUCCUACGGCGAUGACAAUUACAGCUCAAUAAACAAGAAAAAUUCUUAUGGGGACUCUACAUAUGGCUCAUCAAACAACCAAAAAAAUUCAUAUGGCUCCUCCAAUGCCGGCAAUUCGUAUGGAAACGAAUCACACAAUUCUUCCAGCAGUAAGCAGAAAUCUUCCCACAAAAAGAAGCAGUCCGACGACGAAUCCUACAAUUCUUAUAGCCAGUCCAGUGAAACUUACGGUUCCUCUCAAAACGCUCAAAGCUCUCUCGGGAACACUGGCAAUUAUGCUGGCUCUUCUGACCAAAUAUACCAAUCUGGAAAGAGCAGCGAUCCCUCGCGGAAUCAGGACUCGUACAGUCGCUCCAGUGACAAUAAUCGUUUUUCGGAUAACAGCGGGGCUUAUGGAGAUAACAACAACUCUUAUCGUUCUAGCGGUGACGAUUACACAUCUCGUCAGAACAAAAAUUCCUACGGGAACAAUGACUCGUAUGGUUCGUCCAACGACUACUACAGAUCUUCUGACAAGAGCUCCGGAAAUAAUGUCAGAAACAACGACACCCAUGGCUCCUCUUAUGGAAACGAUGGCUUCAAUGAUUCGUCGAAUGCCAAUUACGGCUCCGGUAAUGUAGGUCGGGACUCUUAUGGUGCCGAUAACGGCACCUAUAACUCUACUGGCGCAAAUCGGGGUUACAAUCGUGGCGAUAACUGGUAA